AUGCCUUUCACGGAAGAGGAGUUAAUUAAUGAGGGCAAGAUGACUUACGGUCCAAAAACCGAUAAGUCAUCAAUCAACAGCAAAUUUGUUGAUAAUAAACGACCAGCUCCUUCAAUGAAUUUCGUCUCAAAAGGCAAUGUUGAUCCUAACCAGUCGUCUGCAUGUGCAGAAAAGGUUGACUUGAAAUGUGAAGAUACUCUUGGGGGAGAACAAGUUUUAAAUUCUGAUUUACAAAAACCUUGUUUUGAUGAAAAUAAUCCUGAUGUUAUUUUGGGACAAAAUAUUUUUAGCAUGUUUCUUUCUUUAGCUUCUAAUGGGCCUGAUGUUUUGGGCAAGACUGAUGAUGGUUGUGUUGAAACUGUGAACAUUAAUUCUGGUGAUGAAUUUUCUUCAGUUAAUAAUUGUAAAUGUGAUGGUUCUAAUCUGUCAGAUGAUAGUGUUGCAGAAUCUGGUAGAAUCAUAUUGAAGGGAACAGUGAAAAACGGUGUUUUAAGUUUCGAAAAUGUGAAUUACGUUCCUGAACUGAAACACAAUUUGUUGAGCAUUUCACAAAUUUGUGAUCGAGGAAAUUCAGUGCAUUUUACAAAGAAAGGAUGUUAUGUUUUGAAGCCGGGGAUUGUCAUUCCUGAAGAUUGGUUUUUAAUGACUGCUGAGAGAAGAGGAAACGCUUACGUCAUCGAUAUGAACAAGAAGCCGUGUGAAGAGAUCACUUGUUUGUUUUCAAAGAUAUCAGAACAUGAUGGUUUAUUGUGGCAUCGCCGUCUCGGACAUGUGAAUAUGAAAAAUUUGAAUCGUCUUGCCAAAGGUCAGCUGGUACGUGAUCUGCCAAUCAAGGACUUUAUGUUGGUAGAGAAAUGUGUUGCCUGUGCUAAAGGCAAAGCUCAUCGGAAGUCACACAAAUCCAAGCCAGCACCCUCUUCCAAAGCUGUACUUGAAUUACUUCAUAUGGAUUUAUUUGGGCCCGUGAAUGUUUUAAGUAUUGACAAGAAGGCGUAUUGUCUCGUGAUAGUCGAUGACUACUCACGGUAUACCUGGGUGUACUUUCUAAGUCACAAGAGUGAGGCUGCAGUUUUGAUGAAACAAUUUAUCACCUUGGUGGAAAAUCAAGCUAAGAAGGGAAUUGAUCAGCAGUACAGUGCUCCUCGAACUCCACAACAAAACAGUGUUGCUGAAAGGCAAAAUCGUACUCUUAUAGAGGCUUCGCGUACUAUGCUGGCUGACUCCAAGCUUCCUAGUUUCUUCUGGGCUGAAGCUGUUAGCACGGCCUGUGCAGGUAUGUCAACACCGCAUCAACCGUUGUCAUUUGGUGACUCUGAGGAAGAGGAACAAGCUGAAAAGGGAUCAAAAGGUCACACCAUUGAUCCCCCCGGACUGGUUUUUACUCCUCAUUCUUUGCCUCAGCAGAUGUCCCAUCGCUCCCCUGAAGGUGCUUCAACGAGUGGUGCUGCACCCAGUGUUUCAGGAUCUUCACUUUUUCCUGACACCAUUCCUGAGGAUUGCGCUGUCGCUACUCCAUUCAUUCAUCAUACUACAGUACCUAAUGAGGGGGAGACUAGCCACACCAUUGCUGAUAAUCAAAACGUUGCUUCUACAGACGAGACAGUUCCAGACAUGGCCAUACCUACAAGUGUCCAGCGAAAUCACCCUAUAGAGAAUGUGAUUGGUCCUGAACCAGGAUGGGUAGAUGCAAUGCACGAAGAACUGAACCAGUUUGAGAAGCUUGGAGUAUGGAAACUUGUCAAGUUGCCAGCGGGAAAGCGUAAACUUGGAACAAGAUGGAGAUUUCGACAAAUCGAAGGUCUGGAUUAUGAUGAAGUAUAUGCUCCGGUUGCUCGUCUUGAAGCCAUCCGAAUCUUUUUGGCUUACGCGUCAUUCAUGGGGUUCACUGUAUAUCAGAUGGAUGUGAAGACUGCGUUUUUAUACGGAGAUGUGAAAGAAGAAAUCUUUGUUGAGCAGCCACCAGGAUUUGUACAUCCAGACCAUCCAGAGUAUGCCUACAAGCUAGAUAAGGCUUUGUAUGGAUUGCACCAAGCUCCUCGGGCUUGGUAUGCCACCUUAACGAAACAUCUUUUGGCUCAUGGAUAUACGCGUGGCACCAUAGACCAGACUCUGUUUAUCAAGAAAGUAGGAAGGGAUCAAAUCUUAGUUCAGAUCUAUGUCGAUGAUAUUAUUUUCGGGUCUACAAUCAAGCAGAGUUCUCAAGGGAUUCUCAUCCAUCAAAGGAAGUAUGUGGAUGACGUCUUGGCAAAAUUCAAGUUUACGGACGCAAAGUCUGCUGAAACACCAAUGGUAGAGAGGCCACUAUUGACUGAAGAUGAAGAAGGAGAUUCUGUAGAUCAACGUCAAUACAGGUCCAUGAUCGGGUCUUUGAUGUAUCUCACAGCUAGCCGUCCGGAUAUCAUGUUUGCCGUCUGCAAUUGUGCACGCUAUCAGGCUAAUCCUUAA
This is a messenger RNA of Helianthus annuus (common sunflower), 2445 nucleotides long. RefSeq lists its product as uncharacterized. Gene Ontology annotation, molecular function: nucleic acid binding. The record is from RefSeq and is a predicted model, not a curated record. NCBI's taxonomy places the organism in Eukaryota, Viridiplantae, Streptophyta, Magnoliopsida, Asterales, Asteraceae. The transcript has 7 exons. The coding region runs from base 1 to 2445 and encodes 814 amino acids.